Molecule: messenger RNA, 2254 nt
Organism: Musca domestica (house fly)
Lineage: Eukaryota; Metazoa; Arthropoda; Insecta; Diptera; Muscidae
Gene: Abd-B
Product: homeobox protein abdominal-B
Exons: 5
Biological process (GO): regulation of transcription by RNA polymerase II
Cellular component (GO): nucleus
Molecular function (GO): DNA-binding transcription factor activity, RNA polymerase II-specific; RNA polymerase II cis-regulatory region sequence-specific DNA binding
Source: RefSeq, a predicted model, not a curated record
UUUGAAAUCGCGUUCAAAAUAACCGUAAAUAUUCCACCCCUCCCCCAAACCCCAACCAUCCCGCUGGCGUGCGCUCUAUACGACCCCCACGAUGUCUCGGCAGUCGGGUCGCACGCCGCUGCCGGGGCUUGGUGGGGGCCACAUCAUCACGCUACUCCACAUCCUUCGACAACUGCUGCCACUGCCGCUCUUAACCAUCAUCCACACCAUCCGGCACACCAUCAAACGGCAACAAUUGGGACGACGGGCACACCGACAUCGACGCCACAUCACCAACAAUUGCAUCAUCCGGCCCAUCACGCUCAUCCGCAUGCCCAUGCGCAUUUGCAUACGCUGCAACAUCAACACCUGCAACAUCAACAACACCUGCAACAACAACAACAAUUGUCACAUACCCACCUUAAUUCAACGACAACAACGGGUAUACCUUCGUCGAAUGCAUCAUCUGCCUCGUCACUUUUGGGUACGGAAACUGGACUGCAACAACAAUCCGCCACACAACAAACCAACAACACACAUUCCACGCCCACUCAUGCGGUUAUGUAUGAAGAUCCCCCGCCUGUGUCUAUAGUUCAACAACAGCAACAGUCCCAUCACCUCCCGCAUCCACAACAACAGCAACAGCAACAACAGCAAUCUGCCAAUCAACAACAGCAGCAACAAUCUCAUAAUAACGUUGCAACAACACCAGUUGGUGGUCUAAGUCCUUCACAAACACCUUCGGGUCCUGCCUCACAUACACAGCAACAUUUAACAUCACCCCAUCAUCAGCAGCAGCAGCAACAACAAUCACAGUCAAACACAUUGCCCUCCAGUGCUACAUCAAGUAUUCAGCAGCAGCAACAACAGCAGCAGCAGCAACAACAACAGCAACAAAACACAGCAGUGGCGUCCGGCCAGACACAAAUUGUUGCGCCGACAGCGGCGAGUGUAUCCCCAUCCAGUGUUAGUUCCCAGCCUCCAGAUAUGUCCCUCUCAUUAGCUCCAUUGCAUAUACCCGCGAUAAGACCAGGUUUUGAGGCCGAUGCAGCCAGUGCAGCCGUCAAACGGCACCCUCAUCCGGCAUGGCCGUAUGAAAGCGAUGGCUUUAGCUCGGCCCAAUAUCAUCAUGCUUCGCAAUACUAUUUAGAAAGAGAUCGUAAGCCUGUAUUUUAUGGUUAUCCAGAAACGCAAUUUCAGCCUUACUGGAAUUACCGUGAACAGCCUACAUCCGCUGCUGCUGCAGCAUAUAUGAGCGCCAGUGAUGAUCGUCAUGCCAGUGUAACUGCAGCUGCUGCAGCCAGACAAUCGGUGGAGGGCACCUCUCAGUCCAGCUAUGAAACGCCAACCUAUUCAUCGCCUAGUGGUUUACGAGCGUAUCCAAGUGAGGCAUACUCAAGUACAGGUGGUUCAGGUGGCUUGUCUGUGGGUGCUGUGGGACCUUGUACGCCCAACAAUGCUUUGCAUGAAUGGACCGGCCAAGUGUCGGUAAGGAAAAAGCGUAAACCCUAUUCUAAAUUCCAAACCCUGGAAUUGGAAAAGGAAUUCCUUUACAAUGCUUAUGUCUCUAAACAAAAACGCUGGGAAUUGGCCAGAAAUUUAAAUCUAACUGAAAGACAAGUUAAGAUUUGGUUCCAAAAUCGCCGCAUGAAAAACAAAAAGAAUUCCCAGCGACAGUCAAAUCAACAGAACAACAACAACAGUUCGAAUUCCAAUCACAACCACAGUCAGGCACCACAACAAUUGCACAAUAAUCAUCAUUUGGGUUUGGGAUUGAGCAUGGGCCAUCAUGCCACCAAAAUGCAUCAGUGACCUUUGGAUAACAGCAGUGCUGGCACCACCAUGGGAUUUCCAACAUACUAACAUUUAGCCAAUAUAAAAACCGAAACUAUGACCGAAUAUCAGUGAGGUAAAACACUUGAAAGCAGAGCAAAGAAAGAAAACAAAACGGACACUUUAACAUACAUAGAGCAAAAAGAGAAAAAAAAUAUCCCAUGAGAAUUCAAUGUCAGACACUGCUGAUCAAAACAGUCUGCCAACAAAUUCAAGUCACACCAUCAACUACAGAAAAUAGGCUUCCCCCAUUAAAAUUGAACAUGUGAAAAGAAAACUUAUAAAAGGGGAUUUCGAAAAUGUGUGUACAUGAAUAAAAGGCAAAAUAUGUAGAAUUUAAUCUAAACAUAGAUACAUACAAAAAAUAUAGGCACAAAAUAACAAACAAAAAAGAAAACAUCAUUUAUACAUAAUGAAAAACAAGAAGAAGAUGAAAACAAAA